Messenger RNA from Penicillium salamii, 696 nucleotides. Lineage: Eukaryota; Fungi; Ascomycota; Eurotiomycetes; Eurotiales; Aspergillaceae. The record is from the annotation of a GenBank genome assembly.
AUGGUACGGGAUUAUGGGACUUUGGUGAUAUCCUGGUCUCGUUCUGACACCGCGCAGGCCCCCAAAUUAUCCAAAAGCGCUAAGCAAGACCUGAUUCUGACUCACCUGCGCGCCACUGGGACCUGUCACACGCUCAAGGAUCUCGAGAAAACACUACCCGCUGUUGCCUCCAUCAAUGGCAUCCAGGUCAAGGAGUACAUCCAGGCACUCACCGACGAGAAUCAAGUGCGUGUGGAAAAGAUCGGCAGUGGAAAUUGGUACUGGAGCUUCAGCAGCGAUGAAAAGCGUGAGCGUGAGCGUCAGUUGGCCCGGGUGAGUACGGAUGUGGAGAAUACCCGACAGGCUUGUGCCGACGCCCAAGCGGGCUUGGUUGCGGAGACUGGCCUCCGAGGAGAAGCCGAUGAGGGGCAAAGGGAUUCCUUGACGGCCAGGAAAGCCGAACUCCAGGCCGCAGUGGAUUGGGUACGGAAUGCAGAGGCCCAACUGACCGGGCCAAAUUCGCUCCGCAACAGGGGUGCAAAGCAAGUGCAGGAUGAGCUAGCGGAGUUUCGACAGGAAGCGUUGCAGUGGACGGAUAAUAUCUACAUUCUGGAGGAAUAUAUGCGCAAGCUGACCGGGGACCGCCAGAUGGUGGAUAUGAUCCUGCAGGACUGCUACGGGGAUGAGUACGUGGAUGGAGGGCUUGCAGAGAUCUGA